Messenger RNA from Monomorium pharaonis (pharaoh ant), 4248 nucleotides. RefSeq names its product ATP-dependent RNA helicase DHX8 (gene pea). The coding region runs from base 170 to 3793 and encodes 1207 amino acids. Gene Ontology annotation, cellular component: intracellular anatomical structure; catalytic step 2 spliceosome. The record is from RefSeq and is a predicted model, not a curated record. Lineage: Eukaryota; Metazoa; Arthropoda; Insecta; Hymenoptera; Formicidae. The transcript is spliced from 2 exons. Gene Ontology annotation, molecular function: RNA binding; ATP binding; RNA helicase activity. Gene Ontology annotation, biological process: mRNA splicing, via spliceosome; spliceosomal complex disassembly.
AGAAAACAGACGUAGGCGGCACUGGCGACGGCGCGGACAGCAAAGAGGUUAAUUGGAGGUUAGACGCCGUUGUGGUGUCAAUUCAUAUCAAAAAUAUUUCAAUAACAAAAAUUAAGAAGUGUGUUUACGAAGCAUCUCGUAGCUACAUUGAGCUACAUAGCAGAAAAAGAUGGAGGAAGUUACGAAGCUGGAACACCUGUCUCUGGUGUCGAAAAUCUGCACGGAGUUGGAGAAUCACCUGGGAUUGAACGACAAGGACUUGGCUGAGUUCAUUGUACAUCUGGCCGAAAAAAAUAACACAUUUCCCGCGUUCAAGAAGGUACUAAUUGAGAACGGAGCGGAGUUCUCCGACUCCUUUAUGGCCAAUCUUCUCAGGAUAAUACAGCACAUGAAACCGACGAAAGCGUCCACCGACAAACCGUCCAAGUCUAUAAGCAAGCAGGACGAAUUAGCAUUGAAGUUUCCAGCGCUUGCGUUACCAAAUGAAAAUCCACGUGAUUCCGAGACCAACGACGCCAAGGAUGAGGACAUCGUCAAUGAUGUUAUGGCUUCCCUAGAAGCGUUCGCGCCGUCUAAUAAGAAAAAGUCGACGAACACCGAGAAGAAUAACGGUAAGCUUGACAGUGACGAGAAAAAGAGUAAACGAGGAAGGAGAAGCAGGAGCAGAUCGAGGGACAGAUCCAAACGACACAGAUCCAGAUCCAGAUCAUCGAAUCGGAAGGAGAGACGGCACAGAUCUAGGACGCGGUCCAGGUCGCGGACGCGUCACAGAUCGCGCGACCGAACGCACAGAAGACGCUCCAGGUCCCGGGAGCGCAGGGGCUCACCCGGAGCCCGCGAUCGCAGAGACGCGAGACACUCGAGGAAACGCGACCGAUCCAGAUCCAGAUCCACGGAGGAGAUUCCACUCUCCGCAGAGCCGGAGGUGGGUAAGAUUUACGCCGGCAAGGUCGCAAACAUUGUGCCGUUCGGCUGUUUUGUCCAGCUGGAAGGUUUAAGGCGUCGUUGGGAGGGCCUGGUUCAUAUCUCUCAAUUGAGACGGGAAGGCCGAGUGGCGAACGCGAGCGACGUGGUCUCCCGGGGGCAGAAGGUCCUAGUGAAGGUCCUCAGCGUCGGUGGGCAGAAGGUGUCUCUCAGCAUGAAGGACGUCGAUCAGGAAACUGGAAAGGAUUUAAAUCCAGUGAUACCGAUCGCGAAGGCGGACGAGGACGAGAAGCACUUGCGUAAUCCGGACAGACCUACCUCUCUGCUGGAGCUUCAGGGUAACUACGACGAGGACGAGACGUAUUCGAGGAAGCGCGUGCAACGUCUCUCGUCGCCAGAGAAGUGGGAGAUCAAGCAGAUGCUGGCCGCGUCGUGCAUCGACAGAAGUGAGUUGCCGGAGUUCGACACGGAGACUGGAAUCCUGCCACGAGAGGAUGACGAAGAGGAGGACGUAGAGAUCGAGCUUGUCGAAGAGGAGCCACCGUUCCUGCAUGGUCACGGCCGAACUCUCGGCGACCUCAGCCCCGUGAGGAUAGUAAAGAAUCCGGACGGCUCGCUAGCGCAGGCGGCGAUGAUGCAGAGCGCUCUGGCAAAGGAGCGGAGAGAACAGAAGAUGUUGCAGCGCGAGCAGGAGAUGGAUUCCGUGCCCACUGGUCUGAACAAGAACUGGAUAGACCCACUGCCAGACGCAGAGAGUCGCACGCUGGCGGCAAACAUGCGCGGCAUCGGUUUACAGACGCAGGAUCUGCCCGAGUGGAAGAAGCACGUGAUAGGCGGUAAGAAGUCGUCGUUCGGCAAGAAGACCAAUUUAACGCUAUUGGAGCAGCGUCAGAGCUUGCCGAUUUACAAGCUGCGCGACGAUUUGGUGAAAGCCGUGACGGACAAUCAAAUCUUGAUCGUAAUCGGGGAGACCGGCUCGGGCAAGACGACGCAGAUCACGCAGUACCUGGCGGAGGCUGGUUUCACCGCGCGCGGCAAAAUCGGUUGCACACAGCCAAGACGUGUUGCCGCUAUGAGCGUGGCUAAGAGAGUGGCAGAGGAGUUUGGCUGCUGUUUGGGCCAGGAAGUGGGCUAUACCAUCCGUUUUGAAGAUUGCACCGGGCCGGAGACCAGCAUCAAAUAUAUGACGGACGGUAUGUUGCUGCGUGAAUGCUUGAUGGACCUUGACUUGAAAACGUAUUCGGUAAUUAUGUUGGACGAGGCGCACGAGCGCACGAUACACACGGAUGUGCUGUUCGGCCUAUUGAAGCAGGCAGUGGGUCGUAGACCUGAUCUCAAGCUGAUCGUCACCAGCGCUACUCUAGAUGCGGUUAAAUUCUCGCAGUACUUCUUUGAGGCGCCGAUUUUUACCAUACCCGGCCGUACAUUCGAGGUCGAGGUAAUGUACACGAAGGAACCAGAGACUGAUUACCUGGAUGCCGCAUUGAUCACCGUUAUGCAGAUCCAUCUGCGUGAACCGCCAGGUGACAUCCUACUUUUCCUUACUGGUCAGGAGGAGAUUGAUACCGCCUGCGAGAUCCUUUACGAACGUAUGAAGUCUCUGGGUCCGGACGUACCAGAACUAAUUAUUCUUCCGGUUUACUCGGCUUUGCCCUCAGAGAUGCAAACUAGAAUAUUUGAACCAGCGCCGCCUGGCUCACGCAAAGUCGUCAUUGCCACGAACAUCGCCGAAACCAGCUUGACGAUCGACGGUAUAUAUUACGUCGUCGAUCCGGGCUUUGUUAAACAGAAAGUCUACAAUUCCAAGACAGGCAUGGACAGUCUUAUAGUGACGCCGAUUAGCCAAGCGGCGGCAAAACAGAGAAGCGGAAGAGCCGGCAGAACCGGACCAGGAAAGUGUUAUCGUCUUUACACCGAGCGAGCUUAUAGAGACGAAAUGCUGCCCACGCCAGUCCCGGAGAUACAGCGUACGAAUUUGGCCACUACUGUGUUGCAACUGAAGACUAUGGGCAUCAAUGAUCUUCUACAUUUUGAUUUUAUGGAUGCGCCACCAGUGGAAUCACUGAUUAUGGCAUUGGAAUCGUUGCACAGCUUAAGCGCUCUCGACAAUGAGGGCUUACUGACGCGAUUGGGUCGACGUAUGGCGGAAUUUCCGCUAGAACCAAAUCUAUCAAAAAUGUUAAUUAUGAGCGUGCACCUUCAGUGCUCUGAUGAGAUUCUGACUAUCGUCAGUAUGUUGUCCGUACAAAAUGUCUUCUAUCGACCGAAGGACAAACAGGCCUUAGCCGAUCAGAAGAAAGCAAAGUUCAAUCAACCUGAGGGUGAUCACUUGACUCUACUAGCGGUUUAUAAUUCAUGGAAAAACAAUAAGCUGAGCAAUGCUUGGUGUUACGAGAACUUUGUGCAGAUAAGGACAUUGAAGCGUGCCCAAGAUGUACGUAAGCAAUUGCUGGGCAUAAUGGACAGGCAUAAAUUAGAUGUAGUAUCGGCCGGUAAGAACACAGUGCGUAUACAGAAAGCUGUGUGCUCUGGAUUUUUCAGAAAUGCGGCGAAGAAAGAUCCACAGGAGGGAUACAGAACGUUGGUUGACAGCCAAGUGGUGUACAUUCAUCCGAGUAGUGCAUUGUUCAAUCGCCAGCCGGAAUGGGUGAUCUAUCACGAAUUGGUGCAAACUACCAAGGAAUAUAUGAGAGAAGUGACGACGAUUGAUCCGAAGUGGCUGGUGGAAUUUGCACCUGCAUUCUUCAAGUUCAGCGAUCCAACUAAACUUAGCAAGUUUAAAAAGAAUCAAAGACUGGAGCCACUCUACAACAAAUACGAAGAGCCGAACGCGUGGAGGAUAUCGCGAGUUCGCAGGCGACGUAACUAAAGAAUACGCUUAUAUUCUAUGUAACUAUUGUUCCAUCAUAGUGAUUCGAUUUGUGCGUACUUGACGGUUCAAUUUUCCGAAAGCUUUAGUGAUGUAGAACAGUCAAUUACAUCUCUCAAAACAGUGUUUUUAUCGUUUUUAUGCAGCUGCUGCUUACACUUAUAAUGACAAGACAGAAAACAUUCACGGAGACAGAAAAUAUUUUUAUUUUGCACAUGUAACAGAUAGCAUUCUUGAUACAUGUAAGAAAAAUACUCUUUGUUACUAGGAAGUAAGGGAAACAGCUAAUGAUAUCGUGAAGAUACUGAAUUAAUUUCAUUAUAUAACGAUAAAAAUGUAAUGCAAUCAUUGGAAUCGUGUACAAUAAUGCAGUUAUAAAAAGAGGAUUAUUUAGUCAAGUCUCUGUGAUGUACAUAUUUGUGUAAAUAUUGUAAAUAUAUAAUCAUACUCAUUUA